Messenger RNA from Salvia hispanica, 507 nucleotides. The record is from RefSeq and is a predicted model, not a curated record. NCBI's taxonomy places the organism in Eukaryota, Viridiplantae, Streptophyta, Magnoliopsida, Lamiales, Lamiaceae.
AUGCACGGUGCGGUGCACAGUUUCCCAGGGAUGAUGGGCAGCAUUGAUUGCAUGCAUUGGGAGUGGAAAAACUGUCCGGUGGCGUGGAAAGGCCAGUUCACUACCGGUUUCAAGCAGAAACAUCCUUCGAUGAUCCUCGAAGCCGUUGCUGACUACCGUUUGCGGAUCCGGCAUGCGUAUUUCGGUGUUGCAGGUUCGAACAACGACAUCAACGUUCUGCAGUCAUCGCCUAUCUUCAAUGAUGAGUGCCGGGGAGAGGGUCCAGAGAUCAGUUUUGUAGCAAAUGGCACGCAGCACCGCAGGGGAUACUAUUUAGCAGAUGGAAUAUACCCUCGUUGGCCCGUAUUCGUCAAGACACUUCGCCAACCGGCUGGAGCGAAGAGACAAUAUUUUGCGCGAAAACAAGAGGCCGCUAGGAAAGAUGUUAGCGAGCUUUUGGUGUGCUCCAAGCGCGAUGGGCCAUUCUACGCUGCCUGGCACGAGUUUGGCAUGAAGAUGAUGUUGUGA